CCGUACCGAGCGGAGUUGUUUGCACAGUACGCAUUUUUUAAGAAGGGGAGAGAUCUCUGCAUCUUCCUCCCAAAAAAUUUCCCCCCUUCUUGUUCCUUCCCUCAACAUCACCAUCAAAUGCAGUACACUCUCCACGAAGCGUCCUUGGCGGAGUCGCAGUCGGCGCCAUCCGAAUCCGCCCCACUAGACUCUCUAGCCAACGUGGACACCCAUGUCAACCCGCCCGGGCCAAUUGCGGUCGAUGAUUUUAGCUCUGACUCCAACGGUGAAUUCCCCGAUGAUCUAUCCGAUCUCACCUCCCUGUCGGAGAGCGUGUUCGAGUUUGAGUAUGAAAACGGUCGCCGGUAUUGCAGUAACCGCUCCGGAAAUUAUAUGAUGCCGAACGAUGAGGAGGAGCAGGAUCGAAUGGAUAUCACACACCACAUAUGGCUGAUGCUCCUAGGAGGGGAGCUCUACAAUGCCCCUAUCAAAUCAUCACCACAGAACAUUCUUGACCUAGGAACCGGAACAGGCAUUUGGGCCAUGGACAUUGCUGAGAAAUUCCCUAGCGCCCACGUCAUUGGGACUGAUAUUAGCCCUAUCCAGCCUAGUUGGGUGGCCCCCAAUAUCGAGUUCAUCGUGGAAGAUUUUGAAAGCGAAUGGAAUUAUGAACCAAAUUAUUUCGACUUCAUCCAUGCACGAUGCCUGGCAGGAUGCGUGGCCGACUGGCCCAGGUUCAUCAGUCGGAUCUACGACCACGUCAAACCCGGUGGCUACUUUGAGUCACACGAGAGCGCUGUGUGGGCUCGCAGUGAUGACGGCUCCCUCAAGCCGAAUUCUGCGCUGAUGGAAUGGCAGCAGGCCAUCAAUUUCGCAGGCGAUAAAAUCGGUCGCGAGCUGAACAUAUACCAUAAGCUGAAGGACUGGAUGAUUGAAGCCGGUUUCGAGGAUGUCAAAUUAUCGGUCUACCUGCUGCCGUUCUCGCCCUGGCCACGCGAUCCCCAUCUGAAGGCUUUGGGGAAGUACCAGGCUGUGCAGUUACAGCAAGCCAUCGAUUCCUAUUCCCUGCGUUUGUACACGCAGGUGCUGGGAUGGGGCUCGGAUGCGGCCAAGAUUCAUAAUGCUGUGGUCAAGCAGGAGCUGCGGGAUAAGAGAUUACAUGCAUAUGUUCAGACAGUCGCUGUCUAUGGGAGAAAGCCUCUUCACGGCUGAAUGAGGGUAGAGUCUGAGCUAUUACGAAGGAUACAAUGAGCCUACUGCCCGUGGCGUUGUGAUGCAUCGAUGUAGCUGUGAAUAGGGGUGCUUCCCCACAUCUUGCCAGGGAACUUAUUUUGUGAAGUAAUCUAAUCUCGGUUAAAAACCCUCAUCCCAUAACGCAACGACUGGGUCAUAUAUUCACACAUACAACUUACCGUAUUCUUCCUGAACACUAG
Molecule: messenger RNA, 1412 nt
Organism: Penicillium brasilianum
Lineage: Eukaryota; Fungi; Ascomycota; Eurotiomycetes; Eurotiales; Aspergillaceae
Source: the annotation of a GenBank genome assembly